Molecule: messenger RNA, 686 nt
Organism: Pyricularia oryzae 70-15
Lineage: Eukaryota; Fungi; Ascomycota; Sordariomycetes; Magnaporthales; Pyriculariaceae
Exons: 3
Coding region: 33-641 (202 amino acids)
Source: RefSeq, a predicted model, not a curated record
CAGAUGUCUGUCAGAGACACAAGACAGCAUUCAUGACCGAAAAUAUGCCUCCAGGACGUCAAAGUAAUACUGAACGCCGGCGAAUUAGAGACGACUGUCGCAAAAGACUGGCUGAUCAUAUCUAUGACAGUCUCGGACUCCAAGUCAAACCUGCUGACGUUCGCCUUUUGCCGCGAGGAUCCGAUUUUUACAGAUGGCGAGUUCUUCCAGGCAACGAGGAAAUAUGUUCCAAGAUAUUUUCUAAGAGUUUGAGUGAUCAUUCCGUCAACGCAUUGCGGCUACUUCGUGAGGAGGUCGGGAAAUCGUUUGAAGCGAUUGGAACGUCAGAAUCUCCAAAUCUAAAUUCUCAGAAGCCGAGUUCGCUUAUCAGCCAACUCCAAAAUGAAAAUGCACAACUUUCUGACCAACUGCGUGCUGUAGCGGGAGAACUAGCUACAGAACGUGACCACCGAAGUGAUCUGGAAGAAGAAAAUCAAAGUUUGAGGAGCACGCAGAGCUUGUUGGAGAAGAAGCUUCAGGACCAAAUAGAUAUUGCAGAGAAUUUUCGGAGCGUUUUAGCCAGAUGUGCUACUGUAUUACCUGUUCUCGAAAACAUGAGGAAACAAAUGGCGGAAUCUUUAGGUGAUAUUUGUCCAAAUUAAUUGAUCAUUAGUGUUGUCCGUCGUGCCUGGUAAUCAAUCGCUGGC